UUAAGCAGCUCGAGCUGAACUAGUGUAGAGAGAGAGAGAUGCAUCUCCUUUACCCCAUUCCUCUCUCUUUCUCCGCCAUUCUCAUCUUCCUCAAGCUCUCAUCAAUCAUUCUUCAUCUGGGUUAGCAACCAUCAAUCUGAAGAAGAGAUCGAUCUUACCCUCUUCCUAGCUCCUUCUUCCCACCAACGAAAAGGAAAAAACUUCUAUAAAUUUUCUAGCUUCAAAUUACAUGGAAUAUAAUCAAACUGAUGCUUGAGAACCAUGGAUCUUGACUGUGGAAAGUUAUUGAGUUCUUCCAAGAAGGAUUCUUGGAAAACAACUCUACUUCUAGCUUAUCAAAGUCUUGGAGUGGUUUAUGGGGACUUGGGUAUAUCUCCUCUUUAUGUUUACAAGAGCACAUUUGCUGAAGAUAUUCACCAUUCAGAGACAAAUGAAGAGAUUUUUGGUGUUCUCUCUUUCGUCUUCUGGACUCUAACUCUAGUUCCCUUAUUCAAAUAUGUGUUUAUAGUUCUUAGAGCUGAUGACAAUGGAGAAGGUGGGACUUUUGCCCUUUAUUCUUUAAUUUGCAGACAUGCUAAAGUGAGUCUUCUACCAAAUCAUCAAGUUUCUGAUGAAGCACUCUCUACUUAUAAAUGGGAGAAUCCUCCUGAGAAAAAGAAUAGUUCAAAUGUUAAGAAGUUGCUCGAGAAACACAAGUUCUUGCACACUGCUUUGCUUAUCUUGGUUCUUCUCGGGACUUGUAUGGUGAUAGGGGAUGGAUUGCUUACUCCAGUCAUUUCCGUUUUCUCUGCUGUUUCUGGGCUUGAGCUGUCCAUGUCAAAGGAUCAUCAUCAAUAUGCGGUCAUUCCUAUAACUUGCUUCAUAUUAGUUUGUCUAUUUGCAUUACAACAUUAUGGAACACAUCGAGUGGGAUUCUUUUUCGCACCAGUUGUGUUGACUUGGCUACUCUGUAUUAGCGGACUUGGUUUGUAUAAUAUAAUCCAUUGGAACCCACGUGUUUAUGAAGCUCUAUCGCCAUAUUAUAUGGUCAAAUUCUUGAAAAAGACGAGAAAAAGUGGAUGGAUGUCCUUGGGUGGAAUUCUCUUGUGCAUAACUGGCUCUGAGGCAAUGUUUGCAGACAUUGGUCACUUCUCUUAUACAGCUAUUCAGAUUGCCUUCACUUUUCUGGUUUAUCCAGCUCUAAUCUUGGCAUAUAUGGGUCAAGCAGCUUAUUUAUCGAAGCAUCAUAAUAGCACUCACAAGAUUGGUUUUUAUGUCUCGGUCCCAGAAUGUGUUCGAUGGCCUGUUCUUGCUAUAGCGAUACUUGCCUCGGUUGUGGGAAGUCAGGCUAUAAUUAGCGGUACAUUCUCCAUUAUCAACCAAAGUCAGUCCCUCGGUUGUUUCCCAAGGGUCAAGGUUAUUCACACCUCCGAUAAAAUACAUGGUCAAAUAUACAUUCCCGAGAUCAAUUGGGUUCUUAUGAUCCUCUGCAUAGCCGUUACCAUUGGCUUCAGAGACGUAAAGCAUAUGGGAAAUGCAUCCGGUUUGGCAGUUAUGGCGGUUAUGUUAGUUACUACAUGUCUCACUUCAUUGGUGAUUGUCCUUUAUUGGCACAAACCGCCUAUAGUUGCUCUCGCAUUUCUACUCUUUUUCGGGUCAAUCGAAUUGCUGUAUUUCUCUGCCUCUGUGAUUAAAUUCCGCGAAGGUGCAUGGCUCCCGAUCCUCCUAUCGCUCUUCCUAAUGACGAUAAUGUUCGUUUGGCAUUACGCCACUAUAAAAAAGUACGAAUACGAUCUCCAUAAUAAAGUUUCGUUGGAUUGGCUAUUGGCUUUAGGGCCAAGCCUUGGUAUUGCCCGAGUCCCGGGAAUUGGGAUCGUGUUCACAAAUCUCACAUCGGGUAUCCCAGCAAAUUUCUCUCGUUUCGUCACAAACCUACCCGCCUUCCAUCGUGUUUUGGUCUUCGUUUGUUUAAAAUCGGUUCCAGUUCCAUACGUUCCUCCUGCCGAGCGAUACCUUGUGGGACGAGUAGGCCCCACUUCUCAUCGUUCGUACAGAUGCAUUGUUCGGUAUGGGUAUCGCGACGUCCAUCAGGAUGUUGAUUCAUUUGAAACACAACUUGUUGAGAAGUUGGCAGAUUUUAUUCACUACGAUUGGUGCGACAAUGAAAAGAAGAACGAUGAUUAUGAUGAUGAUGAUAAUCGGUCUGGCUCUUCUAACGAGUGUCGAUUGGCGGUUAUUGGAAUGGUGUCGGUUUCAAACUUUGAGAUCGAAGAAAGUGAUCUUCAACCGGCGAGUGUUUCAUCCGUUGAGAUGGAGCCGGUAAAUGUUGGGCAGAGAAGAGUUAGAUUUUAUGUGGAUGAUAACGAGUCGGAAUCGUCAACUAUGGGCGUGCAAUUGCAAGAAGAGUUAAGAGAACUUUAUGCUGCUCAAGAAGCGGGAACCGCAUUUAUUCUUGGACAUACUCAUGUGAAGGCGAAACAAGGGUCUUCGUUUAUGAAGCGGCUUGCACUCAAUUAUGGUUACAAUUUUCUGAGUCGGAAUUGUCGAGGACCAGAUGUGGCUCUUAAGGUGCCUCCGGCGUCUCUACUCGAAGUUGGGAUGGUUUAUGUCGUUUAAGAAAAAGAAAACCGUGUUUUUACCUCGUAUAACCAUAUUUAGGAUGGAUUGAUAUAUUAUAUGUAAUAUGGAAAUAUAUGCUUCAAAUGUGAUUAUACUACAUCUUAUGUUUUUGUUCUA
Messenger RNA from Impatiens glandulifera, 2715 nucleotides. Its product is annotated as potassium transporter 2-like. Gene Ontology annotation, molecular function: potassium ion transmembrane transporter activity. The transcript is spliced from 10 exons. Lineage: Eukaryota; Viridiplantae; Streptophyta; Magnoliopsida; Ericales; Balsaminaceae. Gene Ontology annotation, biological process: potassium ion transmembrane transport. Bases 262 to 2595 code for a protein of 777 amino acids. The record is from RefSeq and is a predicted model, not a curated record. Gene Ontology annotation, cellular component: plasma membrane.